Didymodactylos carnosus is the source of this 404-nucleotide messenger RNA. NCBI's taxonomy places the organism in Eukaryota, Metazoa, Rotifera, Eurotatoria, Philodinida, Philodinidae. The record is from the annotation of a GenBank genome assembly.
UUGACUGAUUUUGUUUUGCUGCCUCGUAGCUGAUCACUUAAAAUUCUGUCUUGAACUUUUAGGGUUAUGAAACAAAUGUUGGCGCGAGGGGUACCCAGUUGUCAGGUGGGGAAAAACAGCGGAUUGCCAUAGCUCGUGUCCUUUUCCAUGAUCCUAAAGUACUGUUGCUCGACGAGGCUACAAGCGCAAUGGAUGCUCAAAACGAAAAGGUAGUUCAGCAAGCACUUGACCAGGCACAGGAGAAACGCACGACAAUUAUUGUUGCUCAUCGAUUAUCGACGAUACAAAACUGUGAUUUAAUCUGUUUGAUGGAUCCCAAAUCAGGACGAAUUAUUGAACAUGGUAAACAUUCAGAUCUCAUUCAGCAACGCGGCAUCUAUUAUAAAUUAGUAGUGGGUGAAUGA